Alternaria rosae is the source of this 1624-nucleotide messenger RNA. RefSeq names its product RlpA-like double-psi beta-barrel-protein domain-containing protein-containing protein. Bases 152 to 1342 code for a protein of 396 amino acids. Lineage: Eukaryota; Fungi; Ascomycota; Dothideomycetes; Pleosporales; Pleosporaceae. The record is from RefSeq and is a predicted model, not a curated record. The transcript has 2 exons.
CACGAAGUCGAACUUCCAUCUUUUUUUGCAAGCCGCUGAGCUGCUGCCAUUCAUUACUAGGACUCGUUGAUACGAUCCUACACAGUCUUUUCCAACAAGUCGUCGUUCGAACCUCAUCUUCCGUCACUUCAUCAAACAGUCAUCAGACACCAUGAAGUCCACCUUCUUCUCUCUUCUGCCCAUCGCGGGUCUCGCUGUUGCUGAGUCCGUCUGCUCCCAGCAGACUGUCACCACCACCGCAACUGAAACAGUGUACGAGACUGCAAAGCCUGUGGAUGUUGCCGACGUCACCACCAGCAAGUCUGGCGCUUGCUCCUCCAGGAGCACUGUCUACACCACCACCUACGAGAAAGUCUACGUCACUGUCACUCCCGAUGCUGGCUCUGCUACUCCCGACGCCGUCGAGGAUGUCACAUCUACCAGCACUAAGGAAAUCUACACCACCGUCACCGUUCACCCAACCGGUGCUCCCUAUGGCAACGCCUCUACCUCUGCUCUCUUCAAGCCUGCAGGAUCUUCCGGCUCGCCCUCCUACCCUACCAUGAGCGUUCUCCCGACUACCAAGCUGGAGUAUAGCUCGCUUGCCUACACUCCGAUCCCCCAGAGUGAAGCAUCAAAGUCCUACGCUGCCGCUCAGUCAUCAAGCGCUGCCGCAGUGCCUGCCUCCGAGUCCAAGGCUCCAGCGCCCGCCGCAUCCCAAGCCGCAGCUCCCGCUGACAAGGCUGCUGUCUCAUCCGCCGGUUCCAAGCGUGGUGAAGCCACUUUCUAUGGUGGAAACACUGAAGGCGGCAUGUGCUCUUUCGUCGGGUACACCAUCCCCGCCGGCCUCUACGGCACCGCACUCUCCGACUCCAACUGGGACAAUGGUAACGCCUGCGGUGUCUGCGUCAGCGUGACCGGCCCCAACGGUAACAAAAUCACCGCCAUGGUCACCGACCAAUGCCCUGGCUGCGGCCCCAACCACCUCGACCUCUACCCUGACGGCUUCGCCGCGCUUGCCGAGCCCUCCAAGGGUAUAAUUGACGUUGACUGGACCCCCGUCCCCUGCGGCAUCACCAGCCCCAUUGUCCUCAAGAACAAGUCCGGCACCAGCAAAUUCUGGUUCAGCAUGCAAGUCAUGAACUCCAACGUUGCCGUUUCCAAGCUCGAAGUCUCCACCGACUCUGGCAAGACCUGGCAGGCAACUACCCGCAAGCCGUACAACUUCUUCGAGAACCCGGCUGGCUUUGGCGCGGACAGUGUCGAUGUCAAGAUUACGAGUGAGGGUGGUAAGGAGAUUGUUGUUAAGGGUGUCAGCAUUGCGGCGAACAGCAAGAAGACUGCUGGUGGCAACUUUGCUUAGAUUUGAGGUGCGGAAGCGGGGGUUUGGGUUCUAGUUGAUGGGCUUGUUGUCUUUGAUGACGGAUGAUUAUUUUUUUGAGCGAUACCCUUCUUGAUGCCUUGUUGAUUCGCUUCUAAAUAUCUUCGUGGUAUAAACCCUUUUUCGCAGCGUGGACUGCAUUUACCAUUUAAAUGAAUAAAAUGGUAUCAUCCAUGAACUCCUGAAGUAUUUGUUUGCUACAUUAUGCUUGAAUCUUUUCCAGGUUCUUGUUUGUCUAAGCUAGGGAACGACAUUAUACAUACG